Rhagoletis zephyria (snowberry fruit fly) is the source of this 342-nucleotide messenger RNA. Lineage: Eukaryota; Metazoa; Arthropoda; Insecta; Diptera; Tephritidae. The record is from RefSeq and is a predicted model, not a curated record.
AUGGCUUAUCAGCUGUACCGAAACACUACCAUCGGUCAUACGCUGCAGGAAAGCUUGGAUGAGUUUGUUUCAUCGGGACAGAUUAGCAAUGGACUCUCUCAGAAGGUGAUGCUUCAGUUUGAUAAAGCAAUCAACAACGCCCUGGCCAAUCGCGUUAAAUCAAGGCUGACGUUUAAGGCGGGACAUCUAAAAACAUAUCGGUUUUGUGAUAAUGUCUGGACGUUUGUCCUUAAGGACGUCGAGUUUCGGGAAGUGCAAGAGCUGAUCAAGAUUGACAAGGUGAAGAUUGUGGCCUGCGACGGCAAGAGCAGUCAGCAACAGAAGGACGCCGAACGCGACUAA